Messenger RNA from Sphaeramia orbicularis (orbiculate cardinalfish), 4289 nucleotides. It is a transcript of the gene nell3, whose product is annotated as NELL (neural EGFL like) family member 3. The record is from RefSeq and is a predicted model, not a curated record. The transcript has 4 exons. Bases 406 to 3189 code for a protein of 927 amino acids. Gene Ontology annotation, molecular function: heparin binding; calcium ion binding; protein binding. NCBI's taxonomy places the organism in Eukaryota, Metazoa, Chordata, Actinopteri, Kurtiformes, Apogonidae.
UUGUAUGACUUUGUCCACCUCCAAUGGGGGAAUUCCUCCUAACAGAGCAGGGAAGGUGAAGGGUUAAUGUGUGGCCGGGGAAACCUGAUGCUAAUGAAGUCUUAGGAAUGCCACAGACUGACACUGGAGCGCACAGAGUGGCUCAGGCGUGGACAGAGCCAGCACUAAUGCGUGGGUCUAAUGUUUUUAUUUCUUACUGACAGUCAGAGAAGCCACUCUGUCUGUCAGGAGCUGCACAUCCACUCUGACAAACUUUACUGGGACUAAGUAGAAACACAUCUGAGGACUGGCCAUGAUCUUUGGUGCGUUUCUCUAGGAUUUUACGCGUACCUCGAUUUUUCCUGUCAUUUUAUUUUCUAGGGUGUGUGUGUGUGUGUGUGUGUGUGUGUGUGUAAUUGCUGCAAAAUGAUUUUACUAUCAGGAGUGCUGUUGCUGUUUCUGUCGUGGAUUUCAUUGCACGGAGAAGCUGCCGCAGAGAGCUGCCGUGGGGCUCAGUGCCACGGAAAGGAAAGCGCAGAUCCGAGACCGUGCACCGGUGCGCACUGUCCGGUGGGGAGGCACUCCAGACCUCCGCGGCAGUUCGCUCCCACGGUGCAGGGGAGAGCGGCGCAGGUAGUUGGCAGUCAACACCACGCACACCAGGGUUCUCCGAGAGCUGCGUCGGAGGUUCAUCCAGCCGCACAUCCACAGACGCUCCGCGGAACACGCAUCGCGGCGCCCGAACUUGGAUGCGCCGAUGCGGACUGCGCCGCUCCAGGGAAGCACGUCCAGCCCACCAAUGACACCCGAGACUGUAGGGGGAUCGAAUGCAGGCUGCCGCUGAGGAUACGGCCAAAAGCUCGAGCGAAGUCCUGCGUGGGAGAGGGAUGCGUGGCCGAUCCGGAGGACCAGCUUCCUCCCGUCCAUCUGUCCGACAGAGCCGCGCAGUUUCUGGGAGAUUUUCCGGAGUUUGGAUAUCCGUCGUCGGAACUUGGCGGUGCGCCUUUGGGUGUCCAGCUCACAUGUGACAUCAAGCCAGGGGAGAAUGAAGUCCCCUCUGAAGAUGCCCUCAUCCUGCACCUCCAGUUGGCCAAGGGUCAGGAGAAGCUGGUGGAGGCCCUCCGUGCCCAGCAAAUGGUCAUCCGAGACCUGCAGCAGAAGCUCGCCGACCAACAGGAGGCACUACUGUCCCAACAACGGGAGAUCCUGGAGCAGCAGAGGCGCAUGUACGAACAGAUGGAUGUGGUAAAAGCCCAGUAUGGCCUCCUCUCAGAUACUGUCAAACAGGUGUCCUUCCAGGGCCUGCAGGGUGAGCUGCAGAGCUACUUUGAGAGUCACCUGGCGGGUCUGCAGAGCCAAGCCCGUAGUCACCUGCAGAAGUCCUACGCCGUUCACAAAGUGGACAUGGACUCCAAGGUGAUGGACGUCAUAGGGGAGGCUCAUUUCCCUCAGCCUCUGCUGGGGUGCCCCUCACCCUGUGGACCAGAGGAGUUCUGUGACUUUCAGAAGGACCCACCACAGUGUGUGAAGUGCACCAUGUGUCCACCCGGCUUCUUCCUCAUCUCACAGUGUUCUCCGACAGCAGACAGGAUGUGCCAGGACAGAGACGAAUGCUUAGAAUUACCAAACAUCUGCGGAGAGAGAGUGAAGUGCCUCAACACUCCGGGAGGGUUCAGGUGUUUGGGCGUUUCUGAGCGAGAGGCGGUGAUGGGUUUAUGUGGUCACGACUACUUCUAUAAUCAGGAGCUGCAGGAGUGCCAGGCCUGUUCUGACUGUGAUGGAGAGCCUGUCACCGUUCCCUGCACGGCCAUCAGCGAUGCCAUCUGCAAUCCACUGUCAGAGAGCCAGCUGUCUCAGGCUUGGGGGGCCACUGUGGCAGUUCCCUCUGUUAGGACCUCUGGCGGCCACAUCUUCCCUGGGCUUCAGCUAAACAUCCGAAGCAAACAGAGCACUGACCUGUUGUCCAAUGAGGCGGGGCAGGUGACCUUCCUGCAGCAUGGUUUAGUGUGGUUGGAUCAUAACUUUGCGAUAAAGCACAGCUGCAGGAACUUCCUGCAGGUGGGCAUGAGGCUCAAUGGGAGCCAAGAAGAAGAAGGUCGGGACCUCAGUGGAGUUCGCAUUGAGCAGCCUGAUGGGAAGUACUUCCAGGGGGUUAGCAUUAGCAGUGGAGUUGAGGUGGAGCCUAAUCACACCUUAACUUUGCUGCUGAGGAGUCCAAACCAGUACUGCAACCAAAGCAAGGACAUCCAUGUCUAUGAUGUCACUGCGCCGUCUUUAAGUCUGCUCUGGUUGUCGCAUGAUACGGGAGCCGUCGCAAUGUCUGCUCAAAUGUCUCUGCUGUCACACUACCAGACAAGCUACCGCCCCACGUUCCGCAUGACCUCGGUGUCCGACCCCUAUAUGAUCAGUCUGACGCACGACAGCCGUGGCAUUCGCUUCACAGAAAGUGGCGUGGUGAAGUUCGUCCUCCAGCAGGCGCUUUACUCCAUGGGUCACACUUGUAUUCGCGAGGGUUUCUCCCUGAUCGCCUACACCAAUCAUAACGGAACGGGCCAGGAGGCAACGCAAGCAUUCAAGACUGGGGUUAACUACAGGGACACCUCCAUCACCCUGUCUGGUGCUGUCAACGUGGACAGCGGAGACACGCUGAGCUUUGAGAUCACAUCCCCGUCCCAGUGUAACAUCCGUUACUUUGGGGACAGUACUGGGAUCAGUAUGUUGAGCCUCAUCUGGAUUCCCUCAGCUGUGUCGUCGUCCCUGUCCGCUACCGUGUCCAGGACCGGCCUUCCUUUCGGAGCGGUCAGGAAUAAACCUCUGUUGUUCCAGCAGAUCAGCUCAGACACGCCGCAGGUUCACUUGGCCCGUUCAGGAGAACCGCACAGCCGGAAGAACUUUAUGUUCCAUGAAAAAGGGACAGCGAAUGUAGCCCUGAACCUGAAGCUGAUCCACUCAUGUAAUAUAAUAAAACUCACUUUACACCAGGUGGGAGGUCCAGGUCGUGGUGGGCAGGGGCAGGCAGGUCCUGUGGCUCAGCAGGUGUCUGGGUAUAUGCCUGAGGGGAGUGAAUGGGCCAGUAUAGGGCUGAGGGCCUCAUUCCAGGUCCAGAAUGGUACAGCAGUGUAUGUUACUCUGGACUGUAUCCGUGGACGAGUUAACCAGAUAACGCACGAGGGCGGCACUAACAUUUCAAUCCUCUGGAUUGCUGUGUGAUUCAGCGCGAUGGAAACUUUUUCAUCAGUACAUUUUGUUUUCAUGAACUAAAAGACAGUUUGCACAUGAUUGAAUUGCAGAGCAGAUUCAACAAUUUACCAAACGACAGAAAAGAAAAAAUGCCUCAUUCAUUUACAUAAUGUCAUAUUGAUGUUUUUGAAUCUAUAUUUCAUGCCCUGUUUAGACGUUUUUAAUUGUAAAUUGUCUCUAGUGUAUAUUUUACACACUGUAAGUACUGCUUUUGCUCUAAGUACUUCGGCUGGUUGAGCAGUGACCAAUUCUUUGUCAAACGUUUUGUGUGUGUAUGGAUGAGUGUGUGUAUACAUGUGAGUAAUUGAUGCUUAUGUACAAUAUGUAUGUAUGUGCAUGUGGACACACACACUGGCAUGCCUACUUUUGCAUGAAUUAGUUGUUUAACAUAUAUAUUCUACCAAUUCUGCACAUGUAUAUUAUAUGUAUCAAACUUUUUGUAUUAUACUGUAUCUUUAGGUCUUUAAAUGCAAUAGACUAAUGCAAUGUAGUUAACCUGUGUCAUCAGGAAUUUUGAUAAUUGAUAAUGUUUUUUAUUAUAUUUAUUUACCUUUUAUAAAACAAAACUAUUGUAUUUCACUAUAGAAUGCAUAUAUUUGUUAGGUGUGAGUAAAAAGUAGGACAUAAAUAUGUAAAUUAUACAGUGAGGCACUGAACAAGCAGUGCUAAUAAUCAAGUACAUGCAGUUAUAGCGUUUAUUUGCACAAGUAUAGUUUAACAUAGUAUUAUGGAAUGUGCAAACAUCAUACUUUGUUAUUCUUUUGCCUAAAUGAUGUUUCCCUGUGAAGAGUUGCCCAUGCAUAUCGUUCCUAAUUGCCUCUGUGUGUGUUCUGUCCUCUAAACAAUUAGGCAUAAUUAAGUGUUUCAGAGAGUUGGCAGCGAAGGCGCCACUGAAAUUCUUCAGCUUUAUUCUCACUUCAUUAUGUUUAGUGAUGUUUUUCUCUUUGUGUGUAUGUGUAUGUGUCUAUGUUCAGGCACCCUGCACAUGUCUUUUGGAACAUCAGUGCAUGCAUACUUGUUUUAAACCAAAUAAAAUGUACAUAUAUUUUGCCAGAAAAGGAAUUUCACUC